Messenger RNA from Parnassius mnemosyne (clouded apollo), 2136 nucleotides. Lineage: Eukaryota; Metazoa; Arthropoda; Insecta; Lepidoptera; Papilionidae. The record is from the annotation of a GenBank genome assembly.
AUGCCUCGAAAAUCCUCUCAAAUAAAGCCUGGUGUUAGAAAAUAUGGUACUAAAAGCAACUAUACUCCGGAGCAAUUGGAAGAGGCACUCAGUGAAAUUCGGUCAGGUGCCAUGUCAAGGGUGGAUGCAUCGAAGCAUUAUAAAAUACCACCUGUAACAUUAUAUUAUAAAUUAAAUGACAAACAUACCAAAAAUAUCGGAAGACCUGUUACAUUUACCGCAGAAGAGGAACAGAGUUUUCAAAAUCAUUUAUUAUUGUUGAGUGAUGUAGGUUUACCGUUGAGUAUGUUAGAUUUCAGGGUUAUCAUUAGAGAUUAUCUAAAUAAAAACAACAGGAUUGUGCCUCAAUUCAGACACAAUAUGCCUGGUUAUGAAUGGGGCACAUUAUUUUUAGAAAGACACCCUUUACUGAAGGAGAAACUAUCUCAUAAUAUCCCAAAAAAAAGAGCCCAAGUCAAUCGUGAGCAAGUUAAACAAUUUUUUAAUAAUUUUUCUAAAGAAAGUGAAGGCGUUACUCCACAAAAUUUAUAUAAUAUGGACGAGUCAGGAUUUCACGAUGAUCCCGGGAAAAAGAAAUUGUUGUUUCGUAGAGAUUGCAAGCACCCUGACGUAAUAAAAAACAGCUCUAAAUCCUGUUUUACCAUAGUCUUCUGUGGAAAUGCAGCAGGUGAGCUUAUACCACCAUUUUUUAUUUUUAAAGGGGUGAAACUUUGGUCUGAUUGGCUAUAUCAAGCUCCGGAGAGUUCCAGAAUGGCAAUCUCAAAAUCAGGAUGGAUGGAGACAACAAUUUUUGAAGAUUGGUUAGAAAACCAAUUCAUUCCAUUCGUGAAAAAAGAUGAGGGUAAAAAAAUAUUAAUGUGUGAUAAUUUAAGUGCGCACAUAUCUCCUAAAGCACUGCGCUUAUGUGCUGAAAACAAUAUUGCAUUCAUUUGUUUGAUCCCUAACUCGACACAUCUUCUUCAACCCCUUGAUGUAGGCUAUUUUUCGGCAGUCAAGUCAGCUUGGCGAAAAGUUCUUAAUGAUUAUCGUCAAACCUGCAGAGGCAAGAAAGUCUUGGCUCUUCCGAAGUCAUUAUUCGCCCAGUUAAUUAAAAGAACUUUGCAAAAUGGAAAUGCCAAUUCAUCUGAAAACCUACGAGCAGGAUUUAAAAGUUGUGGUUUGUAUCCGUUGUCCCCAGCGACUGUGUUAAGCAAACUUCCAGCAUAUACCUCUACUGUGGACAUAAGCGACACUAUUAGUGAAAGUUUUGUUAAUUAUAUAGAAAAUGUGAGACAAUCGGAUCUGAAUACAGUGACGAAAGGAAAGAAAUUUCAAUUACCUGUAGUAGCAGGAAAGAGUGUUUCGGCCGAAGAAGUAGAAAAUUAUUAUAAAGAAAGGGAAAAAACAGACAAAACCAAGAGAGGAAAUGAAGUGGAAACCAGGCAGUCUAAAAAACGUGGCAGGCCCAUGGGGUCGAAAAACAAAAACAAGAAAAAACCAGGGGAUCCUACUCCUUCUGGAGAAGUAUGGUCAACAGAAAAUGAGAGUGAAAACAAUGAGGUUGUUGAUGCUGUUAAACAUGGUGAAGAAUGUGAUGAAAAUGAACUUAUGUCACAAAAUGUUGGAGGAUACGCCGAGUUCGUCGUCGAGGCUAUGAUACACAAACCACCUUCUCCAGAAGUAGCUAAAGGUUUAUAUAAAAUGCUCGACAUGGGUGUUAAUUCAUCUACGCCACAAGAACAGGAGUUUGAGCCACCGGUCAUAACAAUCCCAGGAGAUAAUAUAAUUGGAGAGUCGGAAGAACAAAUACAGUGGGAAGAUAAGGAUUUGCCUAUUGUAGAACCCAUCAGUGAUUUAACACCCUCUGAACAAAAUAAUUCUGGUAGGGGCUUGGUGAAAGAUGCGUAUUGUAUUUUUAAUAAUGAGGGGAGCAUGUUCCUAGGACAAAUACGAAAACUAAACUUGUCGACCGCGACUGUCAUGGUUUCAGCUUUCCAAAAAUUCUUUUUAGGAGGUUGGAAGUGGCCUUCAAAAGCCGAGAUAUUAAAAGUAAAAAUAUCGGAUAUCGUCAGCAUAGUAAAAGACCAUCAAAUUACUAAGAAAAAUGGUAUAACAUAUGUAGAAGAUGAUAUUUUAUUAAUGGAGUGGGGAGAGUAA